UAAUAAUUGAAAAGCAAUGUUGGGGAAAAAGAGGAAAAGAUAGCUUCAUGGAUUACAAUUUUUUUUUUAAUAUGAUAUGAUUAAUAAGUUUUCAACAACUUCGGUACUUUAUGUCGUCAAUAAAUUCCAUUUUUCCUAGCCUCUUUCUCAUUGGCAAUACUGAAAUUGCAUAUAAAUCCAAAAUGCAACCAGUCAAGUGUUUAUAAACAAGUAUAGUAGAGUUGCCCUAGGUGAAGGACGUGUUGUGUUGCAUUAUGGUCUUUGAUUGAGAAAAAUUAAACCACAGAAUCCCAAUGCUUGCUGUCUAAAUCCUUUCACCGCUAUAUGUUUGGAUUCUGGUAACUGAUUUUAUUAACCCGGAUCCCUCUCACAGUAUAUGAUGGAGAUGAAACAUUUAAUAGAGUUUGAGAAUUUAUUUCAUAUAUCAUGGCGAAGGCUUUACCUGUGAGUGGUGAGAACUGCACCGGUGUAAACGUCGUCGGUGAUAGUAGUGGUGAGAAGCUGCAGGCUACUACAAGCAAGGAACUUUUUCACUGUGAAAACGGAAAAAUGGUUAGGAAGAGAGCGGCGUCUGACAUGGAGAUCCAGACCGGCGCCGGUGAAGAGCAUAGAUAUCUACGCCGGCCUGCUAUAAUAGGCGGGUCUCACUCUCAGGUUGGUGAUUUAAGGGUUUGUGGCAAUAGUAAUUUUGGUCAUGGUAUGAACAGUAAUACGACGACGACCCAGGUUUCUAACUACUCCACUAUGCAAAUGUUACCUUCUUCCACGAACUUGUGCGGUGUGACGUCAAGAGGAGGGCCUGGGAUUGAUACUGGAUUUUCUAAUUCAACCCCAAACCUAACUUACACAGACGCCAUAACAUCGCAUCAUCAGCCACAACAAGGUACUCAAACCCAGAACAACAACAGCAACAAUCAAUCUCCAUCUGUUUGUGUUUUCUCCGGUUUGCCCCUUUUUCCUCCGGAUAGAAACCGACAAAACAGCGGUUUACUACUGCAGCAACCUCCUGCUGCUGCAGCAGCUGUUGUAUCUUCACCUCUUACAACUGGAAGAAUCGAUUCCAUGGAGGAUAGCACGUCGGCAACGGCAUGGAUUGACAGUAUUAUAAAGGAUUUAAUCAACAGCUCCGCUCAAGUAUCGGUGCCCCAACUCAUACAGAAUGUAAGGGAGAUAAUCCACCCUUGCAAUCCGUAUCUCGCAUCCCUGCUGGAGUACCGGCUUUGCUCUCUCACUAGUAACAAUAAUGGUGGUGCUGAUCAAAAUGACCCCAUGGAGUGCUGGAGGAGAAAAGAAUCGCUGCCGCCACAGCUCGCUGGUUUACAACAGUCCCAAAAUAAUGCCAAUUUAUUGCAGCACAAUAUUUUAUCCCUUCCUGAUUCCUCAAAUAAUCAAUACUUAAACUGGGAAAUAUCCAACGCUCCGGUGGCGCCUUCUCUGAACCAGCACCAGCAGCUUGGCGGCAAUAAUCCUACUGCAACAGAUCUUUCAUUUGUUACACUUUCUCCUCAAGUGCAGCAACAGCAACAACAAGAAUCUCCUCAUUCUCGUUCUCAUUCUCAGCAACAGGCAGCAGUAGACUUAGAGCAACAACAGAAGCAGCAGCAAUCUUCUAAUUCUCUAUCUCCAACGUCGGUAGCUGACAAUAGUGCCAAAACAAAAACUUCAACACCAGCUCCACCAGUCCCGAUCACCACAUACCGAGAAAAAAAGGAAGAAGAGCGACAACAGAAGAGGGAUGAAGAAGGAUUACACCUUCUGACCUUGCUAUUGCAAUGUGCAGAAGCCGUAUCCGCUGAUAAUUUAGAAGAGGCAAAUAAAAUGCUAUUGGAAGUAUCCGAACUCUCCACACCGUUUGGCACAUCUGCACAGCGUGUUGCUGCAUAUUUCUCAGAGGCCAUGUCAGCAAGGCUGUUGAAUUCAUGCUUAGGAAUAUAUGCAGCCCUACCAAUGACCAGCGUCCCCAUGCUUUACACACAGAAAAUGGCAUCCGCUUUCCAGGUGUUUAACGGAAUCAGCCCCUUCAUUAAAUUCUCACAUUUCACCGCCAAUCAAGCUAUACAAGAAGCUUUUGAGAGAGAAGACCGGGUACACAUAAUCGACCUUGAUAUAAUGCAAGGUCUUCAAUGGCCUGGUCUUUUCCACAUCUUGGCUUCUAGGCCUGGUGGACCUCCUUUUGUUCGGCUCACCGGGCUUGGAACAUCCAUGGAUGCUCUUGAAGCAACCGGCAAACGACUAUCCGAUUUUGCUGAGAGAUUAGGCCUUCCUUUCGAGUUUUUACCAGUUGCUGAUAAAGUUGGAAACUUAGACCCUGAGAAAUUGAAUGUGAGCAAGAGAGAAGCUGUAGCGGUUCAUUGGUUGCAACAUUCCCUUUACGAUGUUACUGGCAGCGACUCUAAUACACUCUCCCUCUUGCAAAGGUUGGCUCCGAAGGUGGUGACGGUUGUGGAGCAGGAUCUGAGCCACGCGGGUUCAUUCCUAGGGAGGUUUGUAGAGGCAAUACAUUACUACUCAGCUCUAUUUGACUCACUGGGCGCGUGCUACGGGGAGGAGAGUGAAGAAAGGCAUGUGGUGGAGCAACAACUAUUGUCUAAGGAGAUACGUAAUGUACUAGCCGUAGGAGGUCCAUCAAGGAGCGGGGACGCGAAAUUCAACAACUGGAGAGAGAAGCUUCAACAGUCUGGAUUUAGAUGCUUGUCUCUUGCAGGUAAUGCUGCUGCACAAGCUACUCUUUUACUCGGAAUGUUCCCGUCUCAUGGAUACACUUUGGUUGAGGAUAAUGGAACUCUUAAGCUUGGAUGGAAAGAUCUUUGCUUGUUUACUGCUUCUGCAUGGAGGCCUAAUUCAUUGCAUGCUGCACCAGGUUCUCGUCACUUCUCUCGUCCUAAUAUGGAUUAGAAGGUCUGUAUGCAGUCAAGUCAGUAAAUUUUGAAUAUUGAAUGAUUAAAAAAAAUGGAAUGCGCGGUCCGAAAAUGCGUCUGAUAUCUUUCUUCCCUUCAUUUGGUAAUGUUGUUUACACGAUCAUCUUUUCUUGUCAUGUAUGUAUACAUCGCAAAGGUGGUUUUGUUAACUCCCUUUUCUUUAGCUAGUCAUUUAUUUUUGUU
This is a messenger RNA of Solanum verrucosum, 3101 nucleotides long. RefSeq names its product protein SCARECROW. Gene Ontology annotation, molecular function: DNA-binding transcription factor activity; sequence-specific DNA binding. The record is from RefSeq and is a predicted model, not a curated record. The transcript has 2 exons. The coding region runs from base 427 to 2895 and encodes 822 amino acids. NCBI's taxonomy places the organism in Eukaryota, Viridiplantae, Streptophyta, Magnoliopsida, Solanales, Solanaceae. Gene Ontology annotation, cellular component: nucleus. Gene Ontology annotation, biological process: regulation of DNA-templated transcription; gravitropism; radial pattern formation.